Opisthorchis viverrini is the source of this 1524-nucleotide messenger RNA. RefSeq lists its product as hypothetical. The record is from RefSeq and is a predicted model, not a curated record. The transcript is spliced from 6 exons. Bases 1 to 1524 code for a protein of 507 amino acids. Lineage: Eukaryota; Metazoa; Platyhelminthes; Trematoda; Opisthorchiida; Opisthorchiidae.
AUGCCCCAACAAACCAUAAGUCGACAUUUUACGACGCUUUCGGGGUUUUAUUAUAGUGGGCUAAGAGCUCAGACAUCGUUAGGAAUGCCGAAAAUAUUGAAUGAGCGGGUGGGUAGGCCUAGGACUGCUGAGGAUGAAAUGAGUGGUCUUCCUGGACUGGAAUCGAAGCGCAUUGACGUUGUAGCAACUUUCGAAACAGCCGAAGCCUCUUGGCCACAUGGUGCUUGCCGCAUACGAACCAACCUCUGGCAAUUACUAAUUACCGGUCGUUCUGGAUCACCUAUGUUGAUUCUGAUCACACCCCUGUCCGUUGCUGCUUUCCUUGCGCUUUUCGGAAGCAUCAUCAUCAUCAUCAUUAUCAGCUACUUGUUCCGUAGAAAUGAUAAUGCAUUUGCAUUUCAACAUGCAAGCACAGUGAUUGAGCUAUCUACUCCGUCAGUCUCCACUCGCUUCCGGCUGCGCGCCUCUAGUAAUCCAGAAGCUUAUGUGGCGGCGUGUGCAGCGAUUGGUAUUGUGCUAAGGCGGAAGUAUCCUUACUUGACUGGAUACCUGUUGAUAGUCGCCUCUGUGCGGUUCGUCUGGCCUGUUGAGACAAGGCUUCUGGCGUCAUUGAUUCUUCGUCGUCUCAUGGCGUCACGCGAAGUCUUGACUCGUGAGAAUCAAGCGGGAUUUCGACCGGAUAGAGGCUUCGUUGACCACAUCUUCACACUCCGUCAGGUGUUAGAGCAACGCCACAUGUACAGACGACCCACAAUCCUGGUAUUCCUUGACUUCAAGGACAGGUUUUACGACACCCUGAAUGUACUGCUGCGGCGAGCUAAAAGCCCGGUUAUCGUAGUGGUUGCCGGAGAUAUGAAUGCGCAAGUGGGCAGGCUCAGUGCAUCUGAGACUCAGUUAGGAGGUCGACAUGGACUGGACUUGGAACUUACGGACAAUGGGGAACGAUUGCUUCAGCUCUGUGUUGAUCGCAGGCUAUUUUUAUGCAGUACGAACUUCCGAAAUAGCCGAAAUCGCCUGGCUACUUGGUGUCCUCCAACGGCAGGCCGGCCACAAGCUCAAAUCGACCACAUUGCCUUCAGUUACCAAUGGAGCGGAUUAAUAACUCACUGCCGGUCGUUUUGGAACACAUUUGUGGGCGCUCACCACGCGCUCGUCCGGAGUCACUUCUCCCUACUCACAGGAAUCAUCUUCAAUAAUUUGAAUCCAUACUUGGACGAGAUUGCCACCGCUUUGCAUAGUGCUGGGAAUUUCGCCUGUGGCACCACCCAUCCAGGCGCACUCAAGCACUGGAUAUCAGACCGAACGGUGGCACUACUUAAAUCUCGAAGAAAUAUCCCAGCCGGUCCCGAACAUAACCCGAUGCGAAGAGUUGUCAGACGUCAAGUGAAAGUGAGCUUGCGAUCCGACCGUGAAGUAUGGUGGACACAGAAAGCCAAAGAAAUGGAAGAGGCCCAGAAGGCCGGUAAUGCCCGAAUUUUAUUUCAGUUGAUCCGUGCGACUGGUCCGCGGAAACCACCUGAGUGA